UUCCUACGUAUGUAUUCGCCUUCUACGUACAUCCAGCUCCCAUGGUGCUUUGCGUUUUCUAGCCAUCUUGUCGAGUGAGAGGAAGAGAAACGCCGUUAGCUUCAGCUUGUGAAAUUCAGCAACAGCAGCCUGUAGAUGGGACGGACUGUGCUAUAGGGAGGCUAAAUUUACUUCCUUUCCGGUAGAUAUCUGCGUCUGAAGUUGGUCUUUUCUCGUCAAGAGACGGAGAUGAACACGAACUUUUUCCCAGGAUGAUUUACAUGCUAGUUCCCAGGUAGGAAAGUGCUUUUGAAGAGGAUUGAGUUGACGAACGGGCCCGCCUCAGACUGUAUUAUCGAUAGCAGCUGGUUAGCUCUAUCUGCGACAGCGGCCUUCUGGCAACUCCGGAGCCGGGACACCAACGUUCGCGACUCUACGGAACAGGCCGACUAUUACGGACAGCUUGCACUCAGUCUGUGGUAUUGGGGAGGUAGGUUGGAAUCAGUUUGGAUAGCGGGGACGCCGUUUUUUGAACGUCCGAGCUUUUUUUUUUAGUCAGUAAAAUGCAACAGGAGUGGAGAGCCAUGAAGAUGACGUGCAAUCGUCACUUUAUCAGUUACCAACUGUGAACUUGUUACAUAGUUUGCCAGCUAAGCUAACCAGCUAGCUUUCUGAAAUAUUUCCAAAUUGUGCUCCUGAGUUAAGACUCAAACCUCGACACACUUUCAUCUUGCUGACGGAGUUAGAGUGGCUCACACCAUAGUGUUCAAAAUGUCGAAAAUGCCGGCUAAGAAGAAAAGCUGUUUUCAGAUUACAAGUGUGACACAGGCUCAGGUGGCGGCUAGCAGCAUCACUGACGACACCGAGAGUCUGGACGACCCAGACGAAUCAAGGACCGAAGACGUGUCAUCGGAAAUCUUUGACGUGUCCAGGGCCGACUAUGACCCGGAGGUGUGUGAUAUUAGUUCAUCGGAGGAAACUCUGAACAACGUGUCGGAGACAGAGGCAAGCUCCUCUGCUAUGAAGUCUCAUAUACCUCAGGAUGUGCAUAUAGCCUCAGUGUCAGGUCCACCUAACGGGGGUGUUGCCUAUCGAAACACUGGCCCUGCUCAUGCCAACACGCAUGUUGUAGGAGGGAAUAUGCCAGCGACUACGUAUGCGGCGCCCACCCCGCAGUCAACAGCGGUUGCCAGUCAGUCAUGCAGUACUCCGCAGCCCCCCCCUGCUGCGUCUAGUUCAACAACUAGCUGCAGUUCUCGCUUCAGAGUCAUUAAACUAGAUCAUGGUACAGGAGAGCCUUUCAAACGGGGUAGAUGGACGUGCACAGAGUUCUAUGACAAAGAUUCUGAAAGUUCUUCUAUCAGUAGGACUGUGGAUAGCAGUAAGCAUGUGGUCACCCUGGACCACAGUGUUGACAAGGACACAGCUGGUUCAGUGGCAACCCACUCAGAGUCCGCAUCGGAGAGUGGCUACGUGUCUGCACCCCAAGGUGAGGCACAGAGUUAUGGGAUCUCGCAUCAGGCUUUUGGAGGGGCUUCUCAAAGCUUCACUGCCUCUGGACUUAAUGGUGUGCUUCAAGGCCCGCCAACCUCCAUGCAUAUGCAGAAGUCACCUGGCAUGCCUCCUUCCACUCAACCCCAGCAGUUUCCUUACUCCCCCCAGCAACAGCAGCAGCAGCAGCAGCAGCAGCAUCAUCCCCCCAGCCAUAACCUCCCAUCAGUGAUGCCCCCCACCCAGCUGGACUACAGACAACAACAGCAGCAGCAUCAGUCGACUGUGGCACCCCAGCCUCCAGGCACCACCACAUCCACAACGACACACACACUUCCUGUGGCUUCUCUCCCUGUGGGAGCCCCCCUGAGCCAGGGCCCUUCACCAGUCAUCACUCCUGCUGGUGUCCCUCACCAUAUGCUGGGGCUAGUGACCCAUGUGGGAGAUUCGGCAGGACCUGCUGGAGGGUCUCUUUCCAGUGGACAGACAGCAUCAGCUCAGGGUCUCCCGCUUCAGCAAUCAGCUGCUGGGCUUGGUGGCCUGUUUCAGGGUGGACAUCCGCAGCAGCCAACGCAGCCCAUUGGGCAGGCAGCCCCUACAGCCAUGAUCCCUGGCAUCCUAUCUGGCAACCCCACUGCCGCUCACACCAUGCCAAGUCAGGCCCUGGCAGGUGGGGUGUUAAGCCAGAACCAGCCCCAGCCAUCGUGGUCGGGGGCGCCACAGAGUGAGGAGACCCAGAGGAAGUCAGAUGCCCUACCUCAGCCUACCGGCAUGCUGGGAAAAGACGCUGGCAAAUCUGUCAUUCCAGAGGGCCUGACGCUAGGAGCACCAGUUGUCAACGCUUUGUUUGGGAUUCCCAUUUCCAUUGAUGGGGAUGAGGACAGGAACCCAUCUACGGCUUUCUUCCAAGCUUUCCAAACUAGCAAGUUGCGGGAGUUAAAGCCCUUGGGUGAUAGUGCUUCUGGAGCCAGCGUUGUAGCCAUUGAUAAUAAAAUCGAGCAGGCAAUGGAUCUGGUGAAAAGCCAUCUAAUGUAUGCUGUGCGUGAGGAGGUGGAGGUCCUUAAGGAGCAGAUUAAAGAGCUGUACGAAAGGAACUCUGUGCUGGAAAGAGAGAACGCCGUGCUAAAGUCUUUGGCCAACACUGACCAGCUCUCCCAGCUCUCGAACCAGAUCACCACCCCCCCGGGCAGCACGUCGCCCCCCCAGCAGCAGCAGCAGCAGCAGCAGCAGCCUUAUCAGCCCCAGCAGAACCCCCCCACCAGUGCCGAACCUGCAGCACCCCCCCUCCAGCCCCACAACCUCUCCUCCGCCUGAAGUGCUUUCUCUGUCUCCCGGCACAGCACGGGAUGUGUAGAAACAUUUUAAGAAUCAAAAAAGAGCAAACAUCUUUGCAGUUUUUUUCUUUUUGUCAAGAAGGAAAAAAAAAAAAUCAGCCUUGUUUGUUUUUUUUUUGUUUAUUUUUGCCACCGACGUCUUUUAACUAGUGAAGAGCCAUGCUUCAGUGUGCUGUGUUGUGUGGCCUUCCCAGUAUUAGACAAUCAUCAUGUGAGUGCUUUCCUGUUCUCUGGCCGUGCGCCAAGCAUCCGCAGCAGGGGCUGGCCCAGGGGUGCCGGAGGGGGCGAGGAGGUUGUGCGGAGUACAGAGAAGAGCGGGAAGGCUGGGUGGCUGGCUGGCUAGAGGCAGUGCUGGGGGGAGAGGCCUGCGGAGGAGCUUGUCCAGCUGCAGCAAGUCCUGCUUAAGGUGUUGGUUCUGUGGAAUGAGUUUUGACAGGGAAUUGGACACUUUUGAGGGGGAAUGAAUGCUUAAUUUAGGAAAACGGGGGUCUUGGGUGCGAUGGUCAGCCUUGUUUUUUCCUUUUUGGUUUUAAAAGUCCUGUUUUCAUGUUGCAAGAACUGCGCAUUCAGUCAUUUUCCCCCCCUUCCUUUUCUGUCUCCUGAGGUUAUUAUUCAACAUGAAAACGACAGAUAAAGACAACAGUUCAGAUUUUACUGUUUUGCUGUUUUAUUUAUUACUGGGCUGCUAUUUUCAUAACGUAAAUGAACAAUGCCACAGAAAUAGUUUAGUAGUGGAUAAAAUUCCUGGCUUAUGAAAUUUCAAAUAGUCACACAUUUGAAUGUUACACCACAUGAAUUAGACACAGUGAAGACAAUAGAAAUCCCUAUGACAACUCAACACUAAUGGCAAUUAUAAAACUGGCAUUGCUAACAAACAGUAGGUAAAGUCUACAAUGAAUGUACAUUUGUAAAGAGUGUAAAGUAUUAAGAGCAUAGCAAGUUUGUACAGGUGAAACACCAGUUCUUAUGAAAUGACAAAUUUUAACAAAUCUAUAGUGAGAUAUUUUGAUGAAGAAAACUUGUUCAUUUGUUCUUUUUUUGAGAAUGGUGAGGUGAUUGCCAUACAUCCCCAGACUAGUUGAGAAAAUUAAAAAGGUGCAUAGUUUGUUUUGGGAGGUGGGGGGCAAAAAGCUGUGAAAUUGUUCAACAACCUGUUUGUAACCAAAGAAGCAAAGCUGUGUAAGUCUAUUUUUUAAUUUUGUAAUGCACACUCUAUGUUUUUUUUUUUGUUUUUUUUUUAAACUUCACAUCAGUUUUGUUUGAGUGGGAUCUGUUUAGCAUGUUCUGCAUGAUGUAUAAUCCAACCACUUUCUUACCUCAUGUUUGUACUUGGCACUCUUAUCGUAACAUAGUAGUCUGUGAACAACUGUCAUCUUGGAAAGAAUGGUGCAAGUGUUGGUGUUUAGAGAGGUGGAGGGGUAUUAUAGAUGGUGUUUUGCUGGAGGAUUUGCUUGGAGUUAUUUAAAAUGUGCUAGUACAAAAAUGAAGUGAGCAGUCAUCUUGUCAAUGUUCAGUGAUGUACUUCAUAUGCAGAAUAAAAGGUUUUGGGGUGUGGACAAUUCUAACAUGUUUGACAUGUAAUCAUUUUAGAUUCAGAACUGUGUACUUUGAGUACUGAAACUCCUAAAACAUGGCAAUUGAAAGCCAAAAUUUGAACACCCACAAAAGAUGAACAGUUGUGUGUUUUUAUUAUUAUUUUUUUUUAGCAAUCUCAUUUGAAAGCGCCAGAUCUGUGAGAAGCAUAUGGUAUGUCCUCUGUGUUUUCUAAAUGUUUUCUGUGCCUCUUGUACCGUUGCUUCUGUACUUGACCUGGGUCAUAGUUUGUAGCUCAGUACGAAUCCAUACCAAACACACAUGGGUUACUUGUACAGUCUUGUCUCCUCUGCCAGAUUUUCGUUUCCAUUCUCCACUGGCAUUGUGUGUUUUGUCUGAAGGAAAUUUAGUAAACAAGCAAAUUGUAUUGUAUGAACUUGAUCACUGAGCCUUUGAGAGAUCUUUUAAAAAAAAAAAAAGAAAUGCCCUUGUAAUGUGCUAUUUCUGACAUUUUGUUUUCUCCAUCAAAAAUAAAUUACUGUUCUAUUUAGAACAACCCAAUCA
Alosa sapidissima (American shad) is the source of this 4901-nucleotide messenger RNA. It is a transcript of the gene tsc22d2, whose product is annotated as TSC22 domain family 2. The coding region runs from base 751 to 2784 and encodes 677 amino acids. The record is from RefSeq and is a predicted model, not a curated record. The transcript has 4 exons. Lineage: Eukaryota; Metazoa; Chordata; Actinopteri; Clupeiformes; Clupeidae. Gene Ontology annotation, biological process: regulation of transcription by RNA polymerase II.